Prosopis cineraria is the source of this 2439-nucleotide messenger RNA. RefSeq names its product LEAF RUST 10 DISEASE-RESISTANCE LOCUS RECEPTOR-LIKE PROTEIN KINASE-like 1.2. Bases 263 to 2206 code for a protein of 647 amino acids. NCBI's taxonomy places the organism in Eukaryota, Viridiplantae, Streptophyta, Magnoliopsida, Fabales, Fabaceae. The transcript has 3 exons. Gene Ontology annotation, molecular function: polysaccharide binding; ATP binding; protein kinase activity. Gene Ontology annotation, biological process: protein phosphorylation. The record is from RefSeq and is a predicted model, not a curated record.
UCGGAUGCCAUAUAGAUUUAAAUUAAUACAAACGCAGCUGCAUAGUCAACACACAACAGCUCUGCCUCCAUCUCUUUUCCCUUCCCUCUUCUGCUUCCAUGUGCUCCAAUAUUAUAUCAUAUUUUUCUCCCCUCCUCCUAUCUUUCCCCACCCAUCCCUUCCCUCCAUGGCCAUGGACGUCCAGUUGCAUUCUCCUGCUUUCUUCCUUCCGUGCAUAAUUCUUGCCAUCUCCUUCUUCUGAGUAGAAUCACACGGUCACGACAUGCAAGGCACCGGUUACUCUGCGUGUAAUCACACUUACAAUUGUGGGAAUAUCAAUAACAUCGCUUACCCUUUCUGGGGACAGAAUCGACCCCCUUAUGGCGGCUGCAGCAAUCAAUUCGAGCUCACCUGCCAAAAUGAUACCACCUUCAUCACUGUCGGCCAACAAAAGUUCACGGUGGUCUCCAUUAACCCAGAAUUUUACUCCAUGAAACUGGUGCAAACUGCUCUCUCCGUUUCUUGUCCCUGGAAUUUCGCUAACACUUCCUUGGAUCCUGCUCUCUUUCGCUUUGAUAAUUUAACAAUUCAGAACUUGACCUUAUUCCACGACUGCCCUCCUCGAGUCUCAAGCCCGGCCAACAUCACUUGCCAUCGUGGUCAAAAGGGUGAGGGCAGCGUUGCUUUUUUUGCGAAGCAAGACGAGAAGCAAAAACUGCAAACGUUUUCGAAAUGUAAGGCUCGUAAUCAGAUUCUAGUUCAAGGUGGGAUUUCGGAUGUCGAAGACACGGGUGUGCUGAAUAAAUCUUUAAGGAAUGGGUUCGUUGUUCAGUACGUUGCAAACUGGGAUGCGUGCUUGGCAUGCAAUUCUUCGGGAGGAAUAUGUGGGGCUGACAUCCAUGAUGCUUACCGAUUUGCCUGUCACUGCCGGAACGGGAUUCGUCGUCCUUAUUCCUGUCCAAAAAAAAGACAUUGGAACUGGAAAGGGAAACUCAUAGCAGGUAAUGGCUCCAAAGCUUCUUAUUUUUCCCGCAACCGGCCAGGUGGUGCUGCUGCUUCAUUCAGUGUGAUAGUCAUGAGCAUUGGCCUCUAUUUCUAUCGGCGCCGAAAGAAGAAUCGUCAUGCAAAAUCAGGCGAACAAUCUCAGGGCCGGACCAUAUCUUCCGAUUCCUCUAUAAACGAUGCUGAGAAAGGAAGUAAAUACUUUGGAGUUCACCUCUUCACCUAUACCGAACUUGAAGAGGCCACCAACAGCUUUGAUUCAGCCAAUGAACUUGGAGAUGGGGGUUUUGGAACAGUUUAUUGCGGAAAACUAGGCGAUGGUCGCACAGUUGCGGUGAAGAGAUUGUAUGAAAACAAUGGCAGGAGAGUUGAGCAGUUCAUGAAUGAAGUCGAGAUCUUAACUCGUGUGCGCCACCAAAACCUUGUCCAACUUUAUGGCUGCACUUCUCGCCAUAGCCGUGAACUUCUGCUUGUAUAUGAAUACAUUCCUAACGGGACAGUUGCCGAUCAUCUUCACGGCCAAAGAGCAAAACCAGAGACACUCCCAUGGCAUACCAGAGUGAAUAUAGCCAUAGAGACUGCGAGUGGAUUGGCAUAUCUUCAUGCAUCUGACAUCAUCCACCGUGAUAUAAAAACCACCAACAUCCUUCUGGACAAUCAUUUCGUUGUGAAAGUGGCAGAUUUUGGACUUUCUCGUCUCUUCCCAAAUGAUGUCACUCACAUUUCAACAGCCCCACAGGGAACUCCUGGGUAUGUGGAUCCAGAGUACCACCAGUGCUACCAACUAACUGACAAGAGUGAUGUAUAUAGCUUUGGAGUGGUGUUUGUCCAGUUGAUAUCGUCAAUGCCUGCUAUUGAUAUCACCAGGCAUAGGCAUGAGAUCAAUUUGGCAGCCAUGGCCAUUAACAAGAUUCAAAGCGGGAACUUGCAUGAUCUUGUGGAUCCAACUCUUGGGUUUGAAGCAGAUUCCAAGGUGAGGAAGAUGAUAAAUGGAGUGGCAGAGUUGGCCUUCCGGUGCUUGCAGACUCUGAAAGAUACGAGGCCUUGCAUGGAAGAGGUGGUAGAAAGAUUGAAGGAAAUACAGAGUGAUGGGACAGGUAAAACGAAAGCUGAGGAGAUGGAUAUCUCAGCAGAUCAUGUUGUGUUGCUGAAGAACGAAGUGCCUCCACUGUCACCUGAUUCAAAUAUGAGGAGCACGGCCACGACGCCAAAUGCCAGCGAAUAAACUGCGAUUCCAAUGAAUAUCAGCCAGCAAAGUGAUCAAAGUGAUUGCAGAGAAAGCAUCUAGUGUGUCCAGUAGGAGCCCGGAUCGUGAUAUCGCUCCAACCUCCAAGAUUGAGAUGUGCAGAGAAGACGAGAAAAGACAAUGAAUGCUUUUUUGUUUUGGGGAUCAAAGACAAUGAAUGCUUUAAAUUGCGUUGUAGAGUUUAAAAGGAGAAGAGUUUUAAUCCUUUAAAA